GUCAAAUGUGUCAAAAGGGCUGAUGGCUUUUCCUUCUUUAUGAAAAAUCAUAUUUAUUUUUCAUUUUUUAUUUAUACAGUACUUGUAUUUUUUCAAUUAAGAAAGUAAUGGUAAAAUCGUUGCUUAGAAUCUUGAAGAACAAUAAUUUAUACAAUAAGACUUGUCUCUUGAAUUAUGCCUUAAAAACGAAGCAAAUACAAAAUUUUAAUACAUCAUAUAAAAUGUUCAAAUCUUCAGUUUCUAACCUAUACGAAGCAUCGAAAGAUCAAGUUCAGGAAUUUUUAAAUUCCUUUGAUACUGUUUUGACUGAUUGUGAUGGUGUUCUUUGGAUUGACACUACAGCUAUACCAGGAUCAGCAGACACUAUAAAUUAUUUUCGUAAACAGGGGAAACGGAUAUUUUAUGUCACCAAUAAUUCAACAAAAAUUCGUAGUGACUUUGCUGCUAAGGCACAACAGCUGGGGUUUAUUGCAUCCCAGGAUGAAAUUCUGUCAACUGCAUACUUAGUAGCACAUUACCUUAAAGGCAUUGGGUUUACUAAGAAAGUUUAUUUGUUGGGUUCCAAUGGCAUUGGGGAGGAACUCAAAGCAGUUGGCAUACGAUAUAUUGGUGUUGGACCUGACCAUGUGCAACCAGAUUUCAAAUCAAUGAAGCCAUCAGAACUUGAUCCUGAAGUAGGAGCAGUAGUUGUGGGCUUUGAUGAACAUAUCAGCUAUCCAAAAUUAAUGAAGGCUGCUUCUUACUUGUCUUCUGAAGAAUGUCUCUUCAUAGCUACCAAUACAGAUGAAAGGUUUCCUAAAUCAAAUUCAAUAGUUGUGCCCGGUACGGGCACGUUGGUAAGAGCCGUGGAAACAUGUUCCGAAAGGAAGGCACUAGUACUUGGAAAGCCGCAUGCUUAUGUCAGGAAAUUUCUCGAGUCUUCUGGUCUUGAUCCAGGAAGAACUUUAAUGAUCGGUGAUAGGUGCAGUACAGAUAUUGAGUUUGGGUCACGCUGUGGUUUUCAGACACUUCUAGUUCUAUCUGGUGUGACAUCUACCAAGGAUUUGGAGAGAAUUCGCAGCGAAAAAAAGCCACCACUGCCUGAUGUUGUCUUGCCGAAAUUAGGAGAUUUGCUAUCUCUAAUACCGUCAUAGUGCAAUUAUUUCAUUUAAUGUUUGUACAUGUAUAUUUGUUAUAUAUUUAUUGUAUGAAAUACGCAUUAUAGUACAAACAUAUAUCAACAAUACAAUUGUGAUAAGAUAAGAGUACAGUGUAGUAUAUUUCGCUUAUUGAAUAAUAUUUAUUUAAAACAAAUAUGUUUUAUUUGGAUUAGGGAUUUGAUAAUGCGAGAAUUGCAAUGGUAUAAUUUGUAAGUAGACAAAAUAAUAAUUAAUAAAUGUAUGUCCGUUGA
Achroia grisella is the source of this 1390-nucleotide messenger RNA. RefSeq names its product glycerol-3-phosphate phosphatase. Gene Ontology annotation, molecular function: phosphatase activity. NCBI's taxonomy places the organism in Eukaryota, Metazoa, Arthropoda, Insecta, Lepidoptera, Pyralidae. The transcript has 5 exons. Bases 108 to 1133 code for a protein of 341 amino acids. The record is from RefSeq and is a predicted model, not a curated record. Gene Ontology annotation, cellular component: cytoplasm.